Messenger RNA from Hevea brasiliensis (rubber tree), 1329 nucleotides. Its product is annotated as agamous-like MADS-box protein MADS4. The transcript has 8 exons. Bases 338 to 1060 code for a protein of 240 amino acids. The record is from RefSeq and is a predicted model, not a curated record. Gene Ontology annotation, cellular component: nucleus. Gene Ontology annotation, biological process: positive regulation of transcription by RNA polymerase II. Gene Ontology annotation, molecular function: DNA-binding transcription factor activity, RNA polymerase II-specific; protein dimerization activity; RNA polymerase II cis-regulatory region sequence-specific DNA binding. NCBI's taxonomy places the organism in Eukaryota, Viridiplantae, Streptophyta, Magnoliopsida, Malpighiales, Euphorbiaceae.
AGAACUGCUUUGAUUUUAAUAAAGGACUAGGUUUUGUGAUUCCCUAUCUUUCUUGCUUUUGCUUGGAGGGUCAUAUCAUAUCAUAUGUCUUAAACAAAGGCUUUAGAGAGGAAGAGAGAGGCAUUAUAUAAUUUUUUUUUUUUAUUGGCUUUAGAUUAUUGUAAAGGGUAUAGCCAGCUAGGUAGCUUGCAGUCUUACACUGGGUGGGUGAUGGUGAGAGAGAGAGUAUAUAAAUAAAGGGGUCACAGAGCCAAAAGAGAGAGAGAGCUGAUCAGGUAAGAAUUGUUGGGUUGUGAAGAAUUUUUGUUAAAGAUAAGCAAAAGAAGGAAGGAGAGAAAUGGGAAGAGGUAGGGUUGAAUUGAAGAGGAUUGAGAACAAGAUUAACAGGCAAGUGACCUUUGCAAAGAGGAGAAAUGGGCUUUUGAAGAAAGCCUAUGAGCUUUCCGUUCUUUGUGAUGCCGAGGUUGCUCUCAUCAUCUUCUCUAAUAGAGGAAAGCUGUACGAGUUUUGCAGUAGUUCAAGCAUGCUCAAAACACUUGAGAGGUAUCAGAAAUGCAACUAUGGAGCACCAGAACCAAAUGUAUCUGCAAGGGAGGCUUUGGAGCUAAGUAGUCAGCAGGAAUAUCUGAAGCUUAAAGCUCGCUAUGAAGCCUUACAACGAUCUCAAAGAAAUCUUCUGGGAGAAGAUCUUGGCCCUCUAAGCAGCAAGGAGCUUGAGUCACUUGAAAGGCAGCUUGAUAUGUCAUUGAAGCAGAUCAGAUCAACGAGGACCCAAUACAUGCUGGAUCAGCUCACUGACCUGCAACGCAAGGAACACAUGCUGAACGAAGCAAAUAAGACCCUGAAACAAAGGCUGGUGGAAGGAUACCAAGUAAAUUCAAUGCAGUUGAAUCCAAGUGCAGAAGAUGUUGGGUUUGGCCGCCAAGCAGCUCAUGGUGAUGUCUUCUUUCAUGCACUGGAGUGUGAGCCUACUUUACAAAUUGGAUACCAGCCUGAUCCAAUAACAGUAGUGACUGCUGGGCCAAGUGUGAAUAAUUACAUGCCAGGAUGGUUACCCUGAUGAGAAGACUCUGCAUCAGCCAUUGGUAUGCAUUCCUUUCACAAGAAUCAACAAAUUUAUCUUUUGUAUGGUAUUUUGAUGAAACGAGCAGUUGUAAUUUGGACCUAAUAUAUUUAUUUCUUUACCUUAGGAACAGUAAAAGUAAUUCUGUAAUGUGUGUAUGUAUGUGUCCAAGAACUGCACUAGCUACCUUAGCAGUUGCAGGCUCUGAAAAUAAUUGUCAUUUUGCAUAAUUUAGGCCAUUUAAUUAAGCUGUUAAUUUAUAUCCA